UACGCAACGACUCAUUCGUUCGUUUGUCCGUUUAAAAACAGGUUAAUUUUUUUUACUGUGAGUAGCUUUAUUUAUCUUAAAAUGGAUGACAUUGGAAGUUUAGAAAUAAGGUGGAUACAAGGCUUUACAAACAAGAAUAUCGAGUUCGUCGACGAUAAAACAGUAUGCUACACAUGUGGGAGUCACAUCUGUUUCUUGAACCUGGAGACAAAAAUGCAAAGUGUACUUCAAAGUCCUGGCAGAGGCAUUGGUGCCUUAACAGCAAAUGGCAACAGUGGGAUUUUUGCUUUCUCUGAGCAAAAGCUCUCCCCGUCUAUAUUUGUGUACUCUUUCCCCGAGCUUCAGUUGAAAAACGAGCUAAAAGGAACUACACCACUGGACUACACAUCUCUAACAUUAAGUGAUGGUGGUCCUUAUUUAGGCUGCUGUUCCUCUCUUCCAGACCACACAAUAACUGUGUGGAACUGGGAAAAUGUUGAGCAACUUUGUACGCAAACACAAGCUGGGCGAGAUGUAAUUUCGUUGGUGUUCAACCCUCUGAAUUGGCUCCAGCUUUGUGCUUUGGGCACUUCAUCGCUCACUGUCUGGAAUAUUGAGAAGAGUGCCGGCUUUCACCUCCUAAAACCAAGUGUGAUAGAGCUUCCAGCAACUGAUGGUUCCUUUGUUGAGAGAUUGUGGCCUACCUCUCAUACUGUCAGCAAGCAAUUCACCUAUUUUGGUCCAGAGAUGCCUCCAUCAGCCAUCAUAGGACUCAGGGGAGACAAAGCAGAAAGCAUUGUGACUAACCUCUGCACCAAAGCCAGACUAACUCCUGCUGCCAUCUGCUGGACUGCCACAUCAGAGCUUUAUGUGGGCUGUAAGGAAGGCUUUCUGUUGCUUGUGGACCCAGAGAGGCUCUCUGUCUCAGUCCUCUUCAAUCCCACAACUGCUGAUGCCAUUCCUGAACUCAAGCAAAGCAACUUUCAAGCUUUAGCUCUUAACAGAAAUGGUUUGAUCGCUGUAGGAAAGGAGAAUGUGGUGCACUGCUUGCAAACAAAAGGGGCUCAGAUUAGCGUCACACAAACAUGGCAAUUAGAAGGACCUGUCACAACUGUCACGUACUCCCCUGAUUAUGAAACAUUACUUUUGUCUUCCAACAUGGGGCAGAUCUAUAUGUUGAAUCCAACCCGGUCAGAAAAGAUUGUGAAGAUCCUGGAUGUCCUCAGUGGCAACUUCAUGGCAGCAGCUUUGUUGCAAUCUGACAAGAACAUUAGUGUGUCAGUGAGGGAGUCUGGAGAACUGCAGCUAUGGUCCGCAGAUGGCUUUUGCCUCAGUUCCUUGUUGCUUCAAGCUGAGGUGACAAGUCUGGCCUGCUGUCCUAUUGCACAAUAUGCAGCUGUAGGAACAGCGUCAGGAAAUGUCCUGUUCAUUGACCUGAACAGGGAACAGCAGCCUCGUCUGGUACACCAGAUUCAUCUUUAUCACAGGCCUGUGGAUCACCUAGUUUUUGAUCAAGAAGGACACUAUCUUCUCACCGGUGCCUCAGAUUCACAUAUCUAUGUGCUUGAUGCAAAGCCAUCAAAGAGAUUUUCAGUCAUUGGAUACACAGUUGUUCCUGGGCCAGUUUUGUCCCUGUCCACUCAGUGCAUCAGGGACCUUGAGCAGGUGAAUGUUCUUGCACUGUGCACUGGACAAGAAAGCAAAAACCAUGAUGGUAGCCUGCUCAUCCUGCUCACUCUGCCUGCAAAGGACCUUGCAGGUCCAGAUUGUGUAGACAGACAUGGUUGUCUGUCUAAUCACAUCCUGAAAGUGUCCCAAUACGAAGUUCCUCAUCCACUUAAAUCCUGUGUUCUGGGAGUCGGUGAGGUCUUCGCUUAUUGCCACAGGAGGAAAACUCUUCAGCGAUUUCAGCUUCCCCAGGACACAGAUAGCGUCUCCAGUCAUCAGGUGGUCCAGCUGAAACCAGAGCAGGAAGUGAAGGGCCAUCCUCUGGGCCCUGCCUCACUUGUGCUUUCUCCUCACCAGUCAUGGCUGGCUUCUGUGGGCCAAGAUGGCCUCCUGCAUAUCCGAGAAACCGCCUCCAUUGAGCAGUACAUUGAGCUACAGUGUCAUUCCUACCGCCUUGGUGGAGUUCGGAGUGUUUCGUUUUCUGCAGACAGCCAGACACUCCUCACUGCUGGCUUUAAUGAUGGCUCUCUUGUGUGCAUUAAUCUCAGAAUUAAAAGUUUGGAUGCUGAUAAGGUGAACAACGCCACUCAGUAUAGCCAGUCCAUGGGUUAUUUCUUGAAGAGGAUAUUCAUUAAAGAGAACAAAGUCCUCAUUGACUUGCCUGAGUGGGGCCGAGAGUCUCCUGCUAGCACUGAAAAAACAGAGGAAAGUGAGGCUUUGCAGAUCAGUGGUAGAACAACGACUGUGGAUGUGACAGAGCAGGAUGAGAGUUAUAACAGCCUGCUGUCAGCUCCACGUUCACACUCCACCUGGCUGGAAAGUAGACAGGAGGCGGCUGUAGAAGAAGACAACCAGCAAUAUUCUGAGACAAAGAAAAACUUGAGGAAAAGAACGAAAGAGAUGCGUGAUAUUAUUCAGGAGAUGAUCCGUGAAAAUGAGAAAGCUCCAGAAAUCGAGCGUCUGGAACUACAGGAGUUCAACCUGGAUGUUGAGGAGCAGAAAAGACUGGAUGCCAUGGCGGAGCAGGAAGUUAGCAGGGUGAGAAAUGAAAUCGAGUUGGAAAUUCUAGAGAAAUGUUACCUCCGUGAUGUCCUGAAGCGAGAAUGCUGGGAUUCAAUGAAGGUCAAAGGCAGAGCUAUUAAGGCCUUUCACUCUGAACAUGAGGUGAAGAACUACCUGUUGAAAGAGAGAUCUGAAAAAGAGUUGGAGGAUCUGCAUAGGGUUGAGAUAAUGAGGACGAUGGAAAAGGCUGCCUGCACUCUACAGCAGAUCAGCCCAGAGAAAAAUUCCAACACGACCAGCGUGAAAGAGCAAGAGCCGGGGGAGGAAGGCCAUGAGUCAGAGAGUGUUGCUGUAACAGGCAGUUACUCUGCUCAGUUAGGAUGUUCAAAUCCCUACCUCUAUGAUCAGUUCAGCCUGCAAACCACAGAACAGAAGAUCAACCAGAUAAUUCUGCUCCAGGACAUGAUUUAUCGAGUCAAGACAGCUUUCAACACUGAGUUCGACACCGUGCACAGGCAAAAGGUGCAGGAGCUCAGCCGUAUUAGAGACAGGAACAGGCAAAUCAGGGAGAUCAUAGCAGAGCUGGAAAUGAACGAGAAGCUUUGGGAGCCCAGCCUGGACGUCAGCGAGUGGCCAGAGAGGCUGUUCACUGUGGAUGACUCUGAGAUAAAAGCAGAAAAGUACCUCACUCCAGAACAGAAAAAGAAGGAGGAGAUGAAGAAGUUGGAAGAGCAAAGACGUUUGGCUGCCAAGGGUGAUAAUUCCAGAGAAAGGGCUCUUGAUGACAUGAUGGAUGGAGUACUUGAAGUGAAAAAAGAGGGUUUCUUAAAAAUGGAAAUACCUCCGCCUGAGUUUGUUUUGACCAAACCUGACAUUCAUUGGAGUGAAGAGGAGAAAAAAGUCCACAAAGAGUAUGAAAAGAAAAGCAAAGAGCUGAGUACGGAGAAGGAGAAAUACAAAAAGUCACUGGAAACUGAAAUGAAAAAGCUCCACGCAUCUUCUAAGGAAGCUACUGAAAGGUUUGAUGAAACUUUGAAAAAGUUGUUUGAGAAGAAAAUUAAGUGUGAAAUGACUAUAUAUCAGGAAGAGCUCAAGAUUACUUAUCUUGUUUAUUCAGUCCAUAUGGAUGAGGUGAUGAGGAAUCGAGAGCUGGAGCUCAAGCUCAGACUUGAAAAAACAUUGGCAUUCAAGGAUGAAAUUGAGGAAGAGGUGAAGAAACAUGAAAAGGAAGUAGAAUUGUUUCACGAGACCUAUGACAGCGUUUUAGCUGAGGAUAAAGUUCUUGACAAAGAAUUCAGGAAGGAGUUCUUUGAUGUACCAAGACAUGUUGUUGAUCAUCUGUAUAGACUAUUCAAGCGUAGACCCAGGGUUCAAAAGAUGAGGACCCAGAUCGACAACAACCAAAACCCAUUUAAAGAGCAGAGUCUGUGUGGUUCUCUGGCACCCGAUGGGCUCGGAAAAAUGAUGAUGGCUAUGGAGGAGCUGGAUGCUCAAGAGAAUAUGCCAGAAGGGUUGAACCCGGUGAUCUGGGAGAGGUUUUGUCUUGUCCGCAGAACAAAAGUAGAGAGUGAGCAAAAGGUGAGAGUAAAAGCUUUGGCUCUUGCUGAGAUGCAGGCGUUCCUACAAAAGAGGAGAGACGAGGAUAAGGCUGCUCAACAGGAAAUCAGAAAUCUCACUGACGAACUUGAAAGUCUGCAUAAGGAAAAGCACCGUUUCCUGACCGACAUCAUGGUCCAGGUCCUACUCAAACAGGGCCAGGUGGAGGUUUCUACCACAGGCUUUACUCCUGAUUACAGUGACUCAGUACUUCUCCACAGGAGUGUGGUAGAAGACCUCAACAGCACCAUCAGGACACUUGGAGAGCAGAAGAUAGCCGCCAUGGUGGAGACCAAAGACUUACGGAAGGGCAUCAUCCAGCUGGAGUGGGAAAACAAGAUGAGGAGGAUGCAGAUAGAGGACCUUAAAAACAAAGCCCGAGACAUCCAGAUGUUACGACUCUCUGAGGACCAAAAGGAGUAUCUCAACAAGACAGACCUUGACAGUCGAGUGUCGAAGCAAGUUUCCACUUUGAAGAAAACUAUUGCGUUCCAGGAGAAGACUCAUCUAAAGGACGUGGAGAUACGCAAAAAUAAGAUUAAACAGCUUAGCAGAAAGGCAGCAAUGAAAGCAGAGAAGAAUGCAGUUUUAGACCAGCAGAUACAUGAUAUGCAGGUGACAGUGGCAGAGAUGAGACACCUCUAUCAAGCAGCAGCUUCAGAGGAAAGUCAGGUCGCUAAAACAGAGGAGCGCUACCAGGAAAUUCUUCACAGGAGGAAGCUGAAGGACAUUGCCAGAGCACAAGCAGAGGAACUGGCCUUCCUCUCGGCAGAAGUCGAGCGUCUGAGGAUGAAGAACUUUCCAUCACUCGAUCAGCUGAAACACAACUGAACAAAGCCUCCUCUACAACAAACAACAGGGUUUUAUUUAAACUUCUCUGAACAAGUAAAUUCAACAUGAAACCACAACUUAAGCUGUCAAAUAAACGACAUAGCAGCAACAAAUAAAACAAUAUACAUAUCAAUAUAUUUUAAA
Thunnus maccoyii (southern bluefin tuna) is the source of this 5220-nucleotide messenger RNA. It is a transcript of the gene cfap43, whose product is annotated as cilia and flagella associated protein 43. Gene Ontology annotation, cellular component: axoneme. Gene Ontology annotation, biological process: cilium assembly; sperm axoneme assembly. The transcript has 38 exons. NCBI's taxonomy places the organism in Eukaryota, Metazoa, Chordata, Actinopteri, Scombriformes, Scombridae. The record is from RefSeq and is a predicted model, not a curated record. The coding region runs from base 82 to 5076 and encodes 1664 amino acids. Gene Ontology annotation, molecular function: protein binding.